This is a messenger RNA of Schistosoma bovis, 3427 nucleotides long. The record is from the annotation of a GenBank genome assembly. NCBI's taxonomy places the organism in Eukaryota, Metazoa, Platyhelminthes, Trematoda, Strigeidida, Schistosomatidae.
AAUAGUAGGACUCUUACCUCAAGUUAUGCAAGCCCAGUGGGCGGACUGGGUGGAUGAAUUGACUGAAGAUAAUAGAGAACCAACCUUUGACGAGCUUACUCAAUUUAUAGCAUCCCGCGCGAGGAUAGCUAAUAGUAGGUUUGGACGGUUAGCGAAAAGUCCGAGAAAGGGACACAACUUGAAGACAAAUUGUCACUGGCAAUUGGAGCAGGAGAAUAAUUCGAAAGGGAGAGCUAAAUGCAGUAUGUGUUCCCUGGACCAUGCUAUUUAUAAAUGUCCAAAUUUUUUAGCGCUUACCGUUCAAGAGAGAUGGUCUCACGCGAAGGUUAAUGGCAUCUGUUUUGUCUGCCUUAGGCUAGGGCAUAAAGUUAAUGAAUGUAAGAUAACAAGGCUCUGUAAGGUCGACAGUUGCGAGAGGAGACAUCAUCCGCUGCUGCACACUGACUCGACAAGCAACGUCAUAAAUGAUAAGCCAUCAUGCCCGGAAUAUAGGAAAAGAGUUGUUAAUCAUACCAGUAAGAUGCAGGCAUUAGAGAACGAAAAACGUAAGCCUUAUGACGUAGAGUUUUCAGAUGCUUAUUCAAGUGAUAAAUCAUUAUCAGUAGACGACAAGGUGGCUAUAAAGAUUGUGGAAGGUGGCACGCGCUUCGGCAACGGUCAUUUUGUAGUUUCUAUAUUUUGGAAAAAGAAUCCAGAUAUGAGAGUGGAUAAUUAUGAAGUAGCAAACCGUAGAUUACAAAGUUUGAAGGGUAUGUUGUCGAAGGAUGUCAGUCUGCACAUCAAGUAUAUCAAAAGUACUGAAAGUGAUAUUACUAAGACUUAUGCGGAGAGGGUCUUUGAAAUAUAUCUGCAGUCUUAUUAUCGCCCUCGAUGGUAUUUACCUCAUCGUGCAGUAUUAAACAUGAAAAAACCAGAUUUUAGAGUGGUCAUUGAUUGUGUCGCCCAGUUUGCAGAGGUUCCCCGGAAUGAUAUGAUUUAUCAAGAACCCAAUACCACCGCUGAGUUAAUGUGUAUAUUAUUAGGUUUUCGCAAGGAGGCAGUUGCAAUCCCUGCAGAUGUUGAAGAAAUGCUCAUGCAAGUGAAUGUUCCUGAGUCUGAUCGAGGAGCUUCAAGAUUUCUGUGGUGGCAGGAGGGGGACAUGUCGAGAGAACCGUCUGAGUUUCAUAUGACAACUCAUGCAUUUGGUGUCACAUCAUCGCCGUUUCGUGCGAACUUUGCUUUGAAUAAAACGGCCCAAAUAUUCUCUGACGAUUAUGAUAGUUAUGUCGUAGAUACUGUCAAGAAUAAUUUCUAUGUCGAUGAUUGCUUGAUAUCUAUUCCCAGUUGUGAUCAAGCAAAGAGUUGCGUUAAGCAUAUAAGUGAAUUUAAGAACAGCAGUGAAGUAGUAAGUCAUGAUGAUCUGAAAGGUUUAUCGGUGAUGAUGCUUGAUGGGUUACUCUGCGUUGGAGGUCGACUAAGAUACUCAGAUUCCCCAAAUGCUUUUAAACAUCCAGUAAUUUUACCCAGUCGACACUUAGUGACGGAAAUGAUUAUUAGACAUUGUCCUAAAGAACAAGGACACAUAGGAAGAUCAUUAGAAAAGGGGUAUGGAUAUGUGUUUUCUUGUUUGCAAACAUGGGCAGUACAUAUUGAAAUGAUGUGUAGUUUGAUUACUGAUUCAUUUAUAAUGGCCUUAUUACGUUGUAUUGGAAGAAGAAGGAAACCUCCGGAGAUUUACAGUGACAGUGCGUCAAGCUUCGUGUGGGCAGUUUCUGAGUUAAGGAAGUUUGUGCAACCGUCGAAUCAGCAGAAGAUAAAUAGUGAAUUGUCAGCGAGGCCCUCAUCCAACAGCAUGGGUGGAGUUUGGGGAAGAGUGACUAAGUCUAUACCACGAGUGUUAUUGUUGGACACCAGAGAGCAAGUGAAACAGGUCUCUUUGAAGCUUCGGAUUAGUCUUUGUUGUUAUUAAUGUAGGUAGGUCGAGUAGGCGUACUGUUGUAAGUCCUACUCGUUCCUAUAGUGUGAUAUGUUAUAUAAUGAACCAUGAUCGUAGGCAUCAAGGUAGCUUGUGUGGUAUGGAGGGAUUUUGGGGGCCGGUGUAAGAUCCAUUUUGAACGUUUUAUGUGUUGGUGAAAAUCCCUCCAUGUAUAUACUUGUACUUUGUUCCUAUUGAUUCCCUUAGUUGUACAUUGUUGUAUUUUGAUUACAUUUGAGUUGUUAAUACUUGUAUUUUUUAUUAUAGUUUUGUUUUUCUUACGCAUGCACUAAGUUUGUGUUUCUUCCUGAACUGCAUCUGUGUUGUUUUACUUGACACUUAUUCUUGGCGGUAGCCAUAUUGAUUUGUUCCUCCUGUUGUGUAUGAUCUAUCCAGCCAGGAUAGAAUAACGUUGAUUUGUUGUGAUUGGUAAUUUUUCCUCAUCUUCUAUCAACUUCUUUAUUAUUGUAAUUUAGAUUUAAUUGAUUGAACAAUCAUUGGUUGAAUAGCCGGGUGAUAAUAUUUGUUUAGGUAAUGAUUUACAUUAAAUUUAUUAUGAAUUAUAGAACCGCUAGUUACCCGAUUACUUGUUCUGAUUUCGACGGGAAGGGCGCGUAUCUAACAUCCUCUAUCGGCUAUUCUUCAACAUCCAAACCGUAGUUUGGAUUCUACAGUUCUAAACAAAUUAUUAAUUGGUCGAAUUCGUUGGGCAAUCGUUCGCGGAUUUUGAUUAUCGUUUCUGGAAGUAUUUGGUCGUUUCGUUUAUAAUGCCAACUAAUUGUCGAAAGAAAUCAAGCUCAAAGUUUGGUGAUGUUAAUGAAGAAUCCCCUAUUACCAAGCAAGUGCCUUUUGAUGUCCUUAAGUGUCAUGGUUCAGACUCGAAUAGGGUUGAUUAUCAUGGUAGUGACCCUAGUCUUAAUUCGAUGACAGAUGGCGUAAAAAAUCUUAGUUUAACGGAGAAGCAAAAGCUUGAAUUAUCAGGAAAAAGCGUUUUGCCUAUAGCGCAUGUUGUUGGUCUAGAACUACCAAAGGUUGAAUUGAGUUAUUUCGAUGGACAACCAAGAGGAUACUGGAUAUUUAUAAGGCAAUUUGAGACCUAUGUAGCGUCAAGAGUCACUGAUGAUAGCCAACGUUUGCUCUAUUUGAUGCACUAUUGUAAGGGCAAGGCGAAAAGAGCUAUUGAGGGUUGUGUCAUGAUGGAAGCAUCGUCUGGUUAUAAAAGAGCAAGGGAAAUUCUAAAACGUUUGUUCGGGCAGGCGCAUGUAAUCGCUCGGGAGACUUUAGAGGACUUAUUCAAAACUACAAAUGUUGAUUACAGUGAUCCUGAGCAACUAACAAAUCUGGCUAUUAGGAUGGAAAAUUGUUCUAUGGUUUUGAAACAGAUGAAGUAUACUGCCGACUUAAAUUCUCUAUUUACCUUAGAGAGAAUAGUAGGACUCUUACCUCAAGUUAUGCAAGCCCAGUGGGCGGACU